Gambusia affinis (western mosquitofish) is the source of this 1750-nucleotide messenger RNA. RefSeq names its product galanin receptor 2a. The coding region runs from base 86 to 1096 and encodes 336 amino acids. The transcript has 2 exons. Gene Ontology annotation, biological process: G protein-coupled receptor signaling pathway. NCBI's taxonomy places the organism in Eukaryota, Metazoa, Chordata, Actinopteri, Cyprinodontiformes, Poeciliidae. Gene Ontology annotation, cellular component: plasma membrane. Gene Ontology annotation, molecular function: G protein-coupled receptor activity. The record is from RefSeq and is a predicted model, not a curated record.
CGUAAUGAGCUGUGCGCCUCCAGGAGCCGCGCAUCGACGCUGCUGUGCGCAAAUCAAACCAACUGAACCAAAAUAGUAGAGAAACAUGAAUCUGUCCUCCACGAACUCCUCUGCGUGGAAAGCGGAGUCCGUGCUGAUUUCGGUGGGAUUUUCGCUCAUCUUUCUGCUUGGCAUCGCGGGGAACUCUCUGGUCCUUGCAGUUCUUUGUCGCAACGGACAGAUGAGCACCAAGACCACCAACAUGUUCAUUUUCAGUCUGGGGAUGGCCGACCUCUGCUUCAUUGUUUUCUGCGUGCCGUUCCAAGCGACUAUCUACACCCUAGAUCAGUGGGUCUUUGGUCCGGUGCUUUGCAGAGCCGUGCACUUCAUCAUCUUCCUCACCAUGUACGCCAGCAUCUUCACACUGACCGCCGUUUCCCUGGACAGGUAUUUAGCCAUAUGUUACCCACUUCGCUCCCGGCAGAUGAGGACUCCAAAGAACGCUCUCAUCUCCAUCUGCCUGGUUUGGUCUUUGGCUUUUGUUUUCUCCACACCAUACCUUAGCUACUUCUCUCAGAUGGACCUUGACGGCACCUUGCUGUGUAUUCCUGCCUGGGAGCCCAGACCUCGCUUCAUAAUGGACCUGUGGACCUUCAUCUUUGGAUACCUCAUCCCCGUCCUGGUGCUCAGCCUCACAUACGCUCGCACCAUCCGCUACCUGUGGACCAGCGUAGAUCCUGCCAAAGACAAGUCAGAGUCAAGGCGUUCCAAGCGGAAAGUCACCAAAAUGAUCCUGAUUGUGGCAGCUCUAUUCUGUCUCUGCUGGCUCCCUCAUCACCUCGUCAUCCUCUGCAUGUGGUUCGGACAAUUCCCCCUCAACCACACAACAUAUGCCCUACGCAUCCUCUCCCAUUUGGUAGCCUACGCCAACUCAUGCCUCAAUCCCAUCGUCUACGCACUCGUCUCCAAGCAUUUCCGCAAAGGUUUCCAGAAGGUCUUCAGCUGCUCGAGGAAGAGGAGGGAGGAGAACAGGGUGCACGUCAUCCAGGCAGUAAACACAGUCAGCAAUAUUGAGACGAGACCCUCAGAGGAAGAAGCAGCUUCCACUGCAACCUGACAGAAGAGAAACUCUGAGAAACAUCUCUUAAAAAUGACAAAUUCUGUAAAUAUUUGAUUUCGCUGCUAUUAAUAAUUGGUAAAAAUAAGUGAAAAAGAAACUUUGAAGGAAGAUGCAAACUGUUUUUAUUUAUUAUUGUUGUUGAAAUUAUUCUUUGUGUUGGCAUAACCUUAGGUGUUAGACUAAAGACUAAAAUGUUGUUCCUAUCCAAAUGUAGUUUUUUCCAUUUAACAAAUACCAGCUUCGUCUCAGUCACACAGGGCAUGACAGUCCUAAGUACUUAAGAAGGUAACUGGACUUCUUUCUUGCUUCUGUUUAAUCUCUCAUCCUUGUUCAGAACUGAUGAAGCCUUUAGUUUCUGUUGUAAUUUUUUUUUUCUUUUGGUUCUACACACACUGGCUGUGUCUAUUUUCCAAACAGUAUGGUGGAAAAUUACCAUGCUGAUAUUCUUGUGCAUAAAUAUUUGAAAAGACAAAUGUGGCACAUUCAGGUACCUGGAAAUUGUACCUAAAGACAGUCCAUUCCAUUAGAAUGAUUGUCUUUUGACAGUGUGUGUUUAAAUGUCUGGUUUCAACUAUAUAUAACAGGGUCCAUAAGAUGAAGAUGUGAAUGAAAUGCCCAUAUCUUUCUAUGUAUUGCUCCAAUCUUGUGAAA